AUGAAGGUCACCGUCGUCUCCCGCAGCGGCAGAGAAGUCCUCAAGGGUCCUCUCGACCUCCCCGAUUCGGCGACUGUUGCUGAUCUGCAGGAAGCGUUUCACAAGAGAGCUAAGAAGUUUUACCCAUCGAGGCAAAGACUGACUCUUCCCGUGGCUCCUGGAACGAAGGACAAACCUGUUGUCCUCAACAGCAAGAAAUCACUCAAAGAGUACACUGAUGGAAACAGUAGCUCCUUAACCGUAGUCUUCAAAGACUUGGGGCCACAAGUCUCCUACCGCACGCUCUUCUUCUUCGAGUAUCUUGGCCCGCUCUUAAUCUACCCGGUCUUUUACUACUUCCCUGUCUACAAGUUCCUUGGCUAUGGAGAAGACCGUGUGAUCCAUCCGGUGCAGACCUACGCUAUGUACUACUGGUGCUUCCACUACUUCAAACGGAUCUUAGAGACCUUCUUCGUGCAUCGCUUCAGCCACGCGACUUCGCCUAUAGCGAAUGUGUUCAGGAACUGUGCUUACUACUGGAGCUUUGGUGCUUUCAUUGCUUAUUACGUCAACCAUCCUCUGUACACGCCUGUCAGUGACCUUCAGAUGAAGAUUGGUUUCGGGUUUGGUUUGGUUUGCCAAGUUGCAAACUUUUACUGUCACAUUUUGCUGAAGAAUCUUAGAGACCCCAGUGGCUCUGGAGGCUACCAGAUCCCUCGCGGCUUCCUCUUCAACAUUGUUACAUGUGCCAAUUACACUACUGAGAUUUACCAAUGGCUAGGGUUCAACAUCGCUACGCAGACCGUUGCAGGAUACGUUUUCCUCGCUGUUGCUGCUCUUAUCAUGACCAAUUGGGCUCUUGGAAAGCACAGCCGUCUUAGAAAGAUAUUUGAUGGAAAAGAUGGAAAACCAAAGUAUCCAAGAAGAUGGGUGAUAUUACCUCCAUUCCUUUAG
Microthlaspi erraticum is the source of this 933-nucleotide messenger RNA. Lineage: Eukaryota; Viridiplantae; Streptophyta; Magnoliopsida; Brassicales; Brassicaceae. The record is from the annotation of a GenBank genome assembly.